Branchiostoma floridae (Florida lancelet) is the source of this 2657-nucleotide messenger RNA. Its product is annotated as zinc finger protein 239-like. The transcript has a single exon. NCBI's taxonomy places the organism in Eukaryota, Metazoa, Chordata, Leptocardii, Amphioxiformes, Branchiostomatidae. The record is from RefSeq and is a predicted model, not a curated record. Bases 159 to 1226 code for a protein of 355 amino acids.
UAGGCUUGGUGAUCUGAAGAAACACAUGCGGAUCCACACAGGCGAAAAGCCACACCCGUGUGAUGUAUGCAAUAAACGGUUCAGGCAGAAGAUUCAUCUGAAGCGCCACAUGCGGUCUCACGGUGGUGAAAAAAAAACAGAAGAGCGUGGAGUCCAACAUGCAAUCCAGUCAACUAUUAGAACACAUUGAGACUAACAGUGAUGAUGGAUCCUACAAGUGCAGCGAACAGUUAAGUGGUCAGGCGGAUCUCAAGACACACAAUCGAACUCGCACCGGUGAGAAGCCCUACCAGUGUGUGGAGUGCAGCAAGCAGUUUACCAGUCAGGCUGAUCUCAAGAGACACGCGCGAACUCAUACCGGAGAGAAACCGUACAAAUGUGACGUAUGCAACAGAGGAUUCAGUACACUAAAUAACAUGGAGACACAUAAACGGACUCAUACUGGCGAGAAACCAUAUCGAUGUGAUGUGUGCAGUAUGUCAUUCGGUUAUCAGAAUGCUCUGAAGUUCCACAUGCGGACUCACACAGGGGAGAAACCCUACAAAUGUGAGGAGUGCGGCAAGCAGUUCAGUAGGCGGUUUGUUCUGAAAGAACACAUUAGGAUACACACUGGAGAAAAACCCUACAGAUGUGAGGAGUGUAGCAAGCAAUUUAGCAGGCUCAGUGAGCUGAAGUUGCAUGUGCGCACUCACACAGGGGAGAAACCGUACAAGUGUGAGGAGUGCAGCAAGCAGUUCAGUCAGCUGGGUGAUCUGAAGAAACACGUGCGGACCCACACAGGAGAAAAACCCUUCAAGUGCGAUGAGUGCGGUAAGAAGUUCAGUCAGCGGAACCAUCUGAACAUACACAUUCGGACCCACACUGGCGAGAAACCCUACAGGUGUGAGGAAUGCGGAAAGCAGUUCGUUCAGUUGGGUAGGCUCAAGAUACACAUGCGGACUCACACUAAUGAUAAACCUUACAGGUGUGAGGAGUGCAGCAAGCAGUUCACCCAGCUGAGUCAUCUGUGGGGACACAUGCGCACUCACACCGGUGAGAAACCCUACAAGUGUGAGGAGUGCAGCAAGCAGUUCGGUCAUCUACAUCAUCUGAGGGCACACAAGCGGACUCAUACUGGUGAGAAACCCUUCAGUUGUGAGGAGUGCGGCAAGCGCUUUAGUCAGUUUUGUAAUUUGAAGAGACACAUACAAAGUCACCACGGUGAUGAAGAAAACGCAAUUGAGUGAGUAAUGCAUGGGACUUUCAGGUCACCUGAGAUGACUGACGGCUCACAUGCAAAUAAGAAUGCACAAUGUAUGCUGUGGAAUUAUUUUCGGUCUAUUUUGUGUUUUUAUAUCGUACCUUUCACUUCAAAGAGCUGUCCCUUUAUGGAAAUUGGACGUUAGCCUAUCACGACUGAGAAACCGUUGCAAAAUAUUGAAAUGAAUAAAGAGGUAGCUCGGUGAUGGUUGGACAUUCAAGUAAUAAGAUACGCCCCAAAGCAGUUACUCGAGCAAAAUCAUAAUCCAGUUGCUCGAGUAACUGAUUUUUGGUGAAUUGAAGAUGUAUUUCCAUGAUUAAGUUAGCUAAUUACAUAGUUGAGGUUGACAAGUAAACACAACGCUUACUGGUGUAGUGGACUAGCUGAACUAGGUAACCCUAUAUUUACAGAUAAAACAUACAUGGCAAUGUUUGACAAUAGAGAGAAUGUUUGGGUCUUGCAUGAAGAAGAACCUAUACCAUAAAACGAGAUGGAUAAGUAAGCUAGUUCGUAUGUUACUUGGGUGAUAGAACAGGUCAUUUGAAAACCUCACUGGAAGUCUAAUAUUUUAAAACAAUGCUGGAUAGUCUCUAGAAGCAUUUAAACUCUAUGUGCUUGUAUGUAUGUAUGUAAUACUAUGUAUGUAUGUAUGUGUAUAUAUAAGCAACUUUUACUUUAAUUGUCUGUAGUAAACCUUUCUCAAAAGCAUAUGCAUCAUGCUCUAAUCAUCACAUUUACUUAAUUAAGGCUGAUGGCAUAUUCACUCAUAUCCCUAAUAUCAUGUAACAAGUACCCUUUGGGGCUGUAGCAAAAUGUGCUUGCAGGAUUAAUAUCAGCUUCCAUGUAGAUAGAAAUGGACAUUUUCAUGAAGGUCUGUGGUUGGAACUUACAGAGUCACAAUGUGAAAAGUGUGCAUUGCAAGCUGGACAAUUAUAUUGUUGUUGUAUAAACUAACUUUGGAAUUUGAUGUGGGGGGGGGGGAGGUAUUUAAUCAAUUAAGAAUUUCUUGGUCUAAAUCAUGUCUACAUGUACUUAUCAGUUGAUAUCUUCAACCAGCACAGAAAACAUAUGCAUGUAUUUUGAGAUGGUCACGACAGGUGGGAUUUCUAUGGAAUUUUGUCAUGUCAACAAAUGGAAAUUGUAUAUACAGGAAAAGUACACUACUACAUAUCUUAACUUUGAAAUUUGAGUCAAAUAUGCAUUGCAUCCAGUCGAGGUCGUGAUUUAUUUGAACAACUCUAUAUAGUUUUACACCAUUUUACUUUCCACAUGUAGUCAUGGUUCAAAGCUACUAGACUACACAAGUAUUCUUAGCUACAUUUGCCUGUUUAUGAUUACAUAGAACGAGUGUUGCUAUUGGUAGAUUAGCUGAAGGCUAUCUGUGGGAUUGUUGAAUAAAGACUCAACUUUAACUUGA